UCACACUGGGGCUGGCAGGGAUGUCCCUGUCACCCUGCUGCCAGCCCCUGAGCUCUUCUCCACCUUUCCAGAAACACUAUUUCCCCAUCGACUACAUGGUCCAGGUCCAGUACAAAGAGGUGCUGAGGCCCUCCAACAUCACCUGCCUGCGCAACAGGACAGUGUCAGAGGUGGCACUGCAGUACCUCUGGUUCCAUGUCAGCUCCCAGGCUGUUCUGAGGAUCCAUGAGGUGCUGCCGGAGAAGCACCCAUCCUGGAAGUACACACAGGAGCUCUGCCAGCUCUUGGAUGCCCUGGGCAAGGAGUACAGCAAGUACUGGCAGGUAGGGAGACCCUGCCCCCUACCCCCCCCCCCCACCCCAGCUCUAUCCACAAACUCACAUGUGGCCUUACACACCCCUUGCGGGGCUGCUGGGUACACCAGGUGCCUGUUCACACAGGCAUGCAUGGUACAUGGACACAGCUGUGGGGUACAUUCACACACAACGUGCGCUGUGGGCACAUGCACCCAUGGGUGUGAACACCCCCUCCCUGCAUGGGGGUCUUGGAGAGAUGGCAUGGAUGGGCUGCUGGGGGCAGAAGUUGGCACCUGGGGUGCAGGGCCAUGGGACAGCAUGCCCAACAUCUGA
Neopsephotus bourkii (Bourke's parrot) is the source of this 629-nucleotide messenger RNA. RefSeq lists its product as uncharacterized. The transcript has 2 exons. Bases 21 to 629 code for a protein of 202 amino acids. The record is from RefSeq and is a predicted model, not a curated record. Gene Ontology annotation, biological process: positive regulation of cell population proliferation; positive regulation of protein phosphorylation; positive regulation of monocyte differentiation. Lineage: Eukaryota; Metazoa; Chordata; Aves; Psittaciformes; Psittacidae. Gene Ontology annotation, molecular function: cytokine activity; macrophage colony-stimulating factor receptor binding.